Rhizopus microsporus ATCC 52813 is the source of this 1741-nucleotide messenger RNA. Its product is annotated as coth-domain-containing protein. The transcript is spliced from 5 exons. NCBI's taxonomy places the organism in Eukaryota, Fungi, Mucoromycota, Mucoromycetes, Mucorales, Rhizopodaceae. The record is from RefSeq and is a predicted model, not a curated record. Bases 80 to 1720 code for a protein of 546 amino acids.
ACUGACGACCGACAACAAUCAUAUAAAUAACCCCAUCUCGGCUCAUAUAUUGUCUUUUUCAUUUUACAAUCGUUAAAGGAUGUUAUUCAGCAAAAUAUCCGUCCCCUUUUUUGUGGCGAUAUUUGCAAGUGCUAAAGCACAGCAACAAAAUAUUACUUAUAGUGUCAUCAGUUCACCUCCACCCAAUAUGGGUCUCGCAGUUGUGGUAGACGGCACUCCAUUUCCCUUACAAGCAAAUCAAGGCAUCUUGUAUCAAGGCAAAGCUCCUAUUGCCCAAAAGGAAUACCACUAUGCAAUCGUAGAAUUCAACACUGUUAAAGUUCCUGAGCCAUUCACAAGAAAUCCAAUUCAAAAAGAUACAUCAAACGAAUUCUUUAAUCGUACUCUCAACACACACAACAUCACGUCUCUCCCACAAGUGAUGACCCCUGUGCCUAUCUUGCACAGAAUAAAAUCAGAUCUUCAUACUGAAGGUCAAAUACCUACAUAUCAUUUAUGGGGAAAUGAAACGGCUGUGGAUUACUUGCUCAAGAACGCUACCGAGGAUAUUGACAUUAAAUUAAACCUUACUUACAUUGGACUGGAUAAAAUUGAAACAUUUGAGGAUGUAAAGGUAUCUUUGGCUGGUCGCUCCUCACGUAUGGUCGACAAAGUUUCAUUUGGAAUAAAGUUAAAAAAGAAGAGUGAUGAUACACUGUAUGGCUACAAAAACCUAAAGUUACGAGCCAUGGCAAUGGACCCCUCUUAUAUACGUGAAAAAACUGUUCAUUCUGCACUCAAGGCUGUGGGUGUACCUGCCAGUGAUUUCUCAUAUGUUAGACUAUUUAUUAAUAACAAGCCUGCUGGUUUAUAUGGUGUUAUCGAAACAUUUCAAGAUCCUUGGCUUGCAAGUGAAUUCAAAGACGGAGACAAGAACUACAAGUCUGGCUACCUUUACCAAGCAAUUCUUGCGGGUAUGAACCAGCAAGAAUGGCAGUACAUGUCUGAUCUUCGCUAUUAUGAUAACCUUACCAUAUAUACUUUGGGAGAAUACAAAAUCAAAGCCGGUCCUUCAAAGGAUAGCCCACAAGACUUUUCUGACUUACAAGAGUUUACAAAGUUUAUUCAGGACGCUUCAAACACGACGACUAUUGAUGAUUGGCAAAAACGUAUGGAUGUUGACGUUUUCCUUCGAGCUAUGACUAUUGAAAACUUGUUGGGAUUCUCUGAUGCCCUGAUGACAAUGUCAAAUAAUUUCAACUUUUACAAGAAUCCUGAGGAUGGCCGUAUGAUCUAUAUUCCUUACGAUUUUGAUACUACGCUUGGUACUGGCCUAUUUGAAAUGAACCUGUUACUCACAGGAAACUACACUGCAUUCCCUGGCUUGACCUUCCGACCUUUGCCCAAGAAGUUCUUUUCUUAUGACUACUUUUCUGCACCUUACCAAAAUCUGUUGGUCAACGUCACAAAGUCAUUGGUAAAUCCUACUGUUAUGAAUCCAUUCUUUGACAGCGUUACGAAAAUGAUUCAGCCUGAUAUCGAGUGGGAUAUGUCUCUGCCAAAGCUUGCUCAUGGAGCCCCAGUUCCUGAGCCUGGAGGAGACAAGACUGAAGUAGCGAAGAUUAUGCCACCUGGCUUUUUGACCAAUUGGACCAAGAUCCCUGAGCAAUAUCUACCUCCACAGGUGUUCAUUGCUAAAAAGAGUGCUGCUGUACUCAGUUUUUAUAACCAAAGUCUAUAAAGAAACAGAAUAAAGGAACGC